GCGUGUUUCCGCAUUAGGACAAGCUCAUCCUCGAGGCUUCCUUCUUGAGGGAUGCGGGCUGCCACUGAUGAAAGAUAAAAUGCACAAAACUAUUGAAUGCAGUCUAUGUCCACUCAUGCGUGACCAAAAUUUGGCAUAUUCACAGGUCGCUGUAUCUCCUAUGAUGUAUGGCAAGUCCUGAAGAACAUUGCCCAUAGACACGGCCAUAUUUGCAAUUAAUUCAGUGCGUUUUUAUCCUAACUUUUUACCUUACUUUUAUUUCGUGUUUUGAUUUGGAUUUGAAAGUGAAACUGUGUGAUACCAGUGCUACACAGCCAAGUCGGCCAAAUUAACCAAGUCAGUCAUGAGAGUGUGAAAUUAGGGGCCGUCGCAAAGCCCUUGGGCACAGAAUGCUGAAUCAUGUGGCAUCAGCGGUUGUACCAGCGGGCGCCAGCUAGUCCAGCAAGUGAAGGAGGAGUGGAAGACAAAUAGGACAGCAGAAUAUUAUUGAGUCUGCUAUCGGUCGAGCAGUCUCUGUCAGUCGAGGAGAGAUCGUUUUAGUAAACGCAGGUUUACGCGAACUUCGGAAUUGUACAGUAGCACUCCUCAGACAGAUAAAGGCAAAAUGGUUAACCCAGAGGAAUCGAUGGAGAUCACGGAAAUGGUGUGCCUGGAGUCUGACCUGCUGGAUGGACAGAUGAAAGAAGUAGAAGUGGACAAGCACAAAAUCCUGUUGGUCAAGAAUGAGGGCCAGUUUAGUGCAGUUGGCAGCCGUUGCUCUCACUAUGGAGCUCCACUCGUCAAAGGGACACUGUUAGGGGACAGAGUGAGAUGUCCUUUUCAUGGAGCUUGCUUCAACGUGAAGACUGGAGAUAUUGAAGAGUAUCCUGGCCUGGACUCUUUACCCUCUUACAAGGUGAAAACUGAGGAUGGCAAAGUAUAUGUCACCGUAAACACAAAGGAAACCAAGCGCAUAAGAGAGAUGUCCCACAGAGUGCCUGAGGUCUGCCAUACAGUGGUUCUGAUUGGAGGAGGUCCUGCCUCCCUGGUGUGUGCUGAGACGCUCAGGCAGAAUGACUACAGUGGCAGAAUUAUCAUGGUCACCAAAGAGGGCUUGCCACCUUUUGACAAGCCCAAGUUGAGUAAGGCUAUGAAUGUCGACAGUGAACGUCUACUCCUGCGACCGAAAGAGUUUUUUCAGCAGCAUGACAUUGAGUUGUGGAUGAAGAAAGAGGUGAUUUCUGUCGACACUGAGGCAAAAACAGUGACCAUGGAUGACAACACAGCGCAGCACUAUGACCAGCUGCUGAUCGCCACUGGCUGCAGAGCUAGGCCAAUGGCAUGUCCUGGGGCAGACCUAGAGAAUGUGAGGCUCCUGGAGAGCUUUCAAGAUGCCCAAGACAUUCAUAACCUGUGUGCUGGCAAGAAGGCUGUCGUAGUUGGGACCUCGUUCAUAGGUAUGGAGGUGGCAGCCUAUUUGUCAGACAAAGCUACCAGUGUAUCAAUUAUUGGAAGGUCUGAAUAUCCCUUCCAGUUGUCGCUAGGAUCGGACAUUGGCAAAAUGACCAUGCAGAUGUUGGAGGAGAAAGAUGUGAAGUUUUACAUGAAAAAUAAUGUUGCUGAGAUACUUGGAGAGAAUGGAAAGGUCAAAGAGGUUUUGUUGCAAAAUGGAGGACGCCUAGAGGCAGACGUUGUGGUCUUUGGAAUAGGUGUCCUUCCCAAUGUAGAUUUUCUGAAAGGAAGCAAGAUUGCAACAGACCAAAGAAAUAACAUUAUUGUUGAUAAGUGCAUGAAGACCAGUGUCCCAGAAGUGUUCUCUGCAGGAGAUGUGGUGUCGUUCCCUCUUGCCAUGCGUGGAGAUGAGCGCGUCAGCAUUGGGCACUGGCAGCUGGCACAUGCUCAUGGAAGGAUAGCAGGACUCUCCAUGGUGAAAAAACCAACUGAGAUCAAUUCUGUCCCUUUUUUCUGGACUGUGCUCUUGGGAAAGAGCAUUCGAUACACAGGCUAUGGCCAAGGAUAUACUGACAUUGUGUUCAAGGGCAAAGUGGAAGAAAGAAAAUUUCUAGCCUUCUACCUGAAGGACGAUGUGGUGGUGGCAGCAGCCAGUCUGAACUUUGACCCUGCAGUCGCUUGCUUGGCAGAAAUGAUUGCAAACGGCAAGGUCAUAACCAGAGUUCAGAUCGAAUCUGAUGACCUGGGUUGGUUGCAGCUGCCAUAGUCUCCUUUGUGUCCCUGCCUCCACUGGAGUAGAAGUCGUCUCAAUGAGGAUAUCAUCUCUCUUCUUGUUACUCAAGUGUCACAGACAAUGAAUGCUGUAACUUCUGUUUCCUCCUUUUGCCAAAGGGUAUUGGUACUGUAUUCCCUCUCUCACUGUUGGUUAAUGGACUCUCAGGUAAUAUUCUGUAUUAUCUCGUGUACACAAAGACGAAUAUAUUUUUGCAUGUACUGAAUAUGUUUUACUGUAGCAGAAAGAAAUGAAGUAUUUUCAUCAGUGUAAUGGGUGUCAAGUCUGACUGAUACAAAACACAUGACCGAAAUUAAAAAAAUUCAAUUCUGUAA
Molecule: messenger RNA, 2538 nt
Organism: Clupea harengus (Atlantic herring)
Lineage: Eukaryota; Metazoa; Chordata; Actinopteri; Clupeiformes; Clupeidae
Gene: aifm4
Product: apoptosis inducing factor mitochondria associated 4
Cellular component (GO): cytoplasm
Molecular function (GO): 2 iron, 2 sulfur cluster binding; oxidoreductase activity, acting on NAD(P)H
Source: RefSeq, a predicted model, not a curated record